CAAAUUUGUCGUCCCGGAAAACUUGACCAGCGUUCUUCGUUCCCAGGGUUCCGUGAGAGCCGUUUGCCCCACCCCACCUCCUCAGCGCUAUCUAUCUCAAUGUACGAUUCUCAGAGAAAAACGGGGGCAACAAUAAUUCGGAGCGAAGCGGCGAGCGAACGUCUGUGGUUUCCCCGGGCGGUUGAUCGGAGCGGACGCGGCCUCUCGGCGGUGCGAAGAUGAGCGUGUCGCCGCCGGACCAGUGAUUGAAAACACCGCGGUACGUCCAUGUAUCAUGCACAUGUAACCGUAAUCUGCCACACGGAUUCAAAGGGAAUACAAAAAGCCGAGAGACUUGACAGCGAGCUGUACCUGCGCCAAACGGGGAAAUAGCGGCGGAUUUUCCACGAUCACCUGGAUUUUUUUUUUUGGCGUUUUACUCAAGGACGUCCAGCUGCCACAAGAGAGAAAGACCCGCCUGAGCUCGUCCGGAGAAGCUUCCCCGAUGUGAGGAGAAAUACAAAUUAACGUUACGGAGAGAAAAAGGACGGAGAAGGGGCCUUUUUUCUGUGGGUCUGGUCAAACCCUCGGAACAGGCGAGCACCAGCAUCUGUUGACGGGGGAGGAAAUCAUUUUGACAUCGGCUAAAAACAGGAUAUUAUUGAUAAGGUUACAAACAACCUACCCCCCCACCACCCUUUAAAAAAGAAGGUGUAUAAUGUGACGGAUUGGCGUUAGAGAAAGAAGCCCCGGUGUAGCCUGAUGAUUCACAUGCCGUCAUUUUAAGAGGAAAUUUUUAUUUUUUAUUUUCCCCACAUUUAGCCUUUGAUGUGCUUUAAUCAGCACCGAUUGCAAAAUGAAAUAAUAACCUUAAAAAAAAUCUAGAUUUAAAGGAAGAAAUAAAAAGGUGGAGGAAAAAUAGCGCUAGGGUUGUGAGUGUAAAUGAAUGGCAGUGUGAGGAAUCUACUGAAGAUGGGCACAGAAGGAGACAUUUGCUGAGAAAAUUAACUAUAAAAGUGUAGUAAUAAAUAUAGUUUAUAUAUAUAUAUAAAAAAAGAAAAGCCAGCGUUUGGAUUGAAAGGAAACGGGGACCGCCGACCUUCAUUCAUGUGCAUCGCCAGGCUGGAAAUUUCACAUCCACUCUCAUAUCAGUGUUGAUGACUUCAUUGCGGAUUUACAGUGAAAAACACAGGAAUCAAGCGUCUGUGAGGGCGGCAUCAUUGCUCUGCUCCUCUCUGACUGAUCUCGUGUUGAUAAAUUGCCAGUAAAUAGCCACAUCCAUCCAUCCAUACAUACUGUGCCAACGCUUGCUGGGGCCCCACCAUCUUCUACCUACUAACAGGUUUAUAUCUGUCUCCUGUGCAUCUGGCAACAUAAAUGUCACCCAUUUUGAGCCAGGUGUUCCUCUGCUGGGCCAGUCUAGGAAUUUAGGAUCCAUUGAUUUUUUUUUUUAUUCCUCUUCCUCUGAUCAACACCCUCACCCUCCUCCCUUCCUGCACCCACCCACCCAACCAACCACCCACCCACCCUGCCUCCCCCCUGAACCUGUCACUGGGUUUUUGGGAAGAUGGGCUGUCUUGGCAAUAGUAAGACCGAAGACCAACGAAAUGAGGAGAAGGCACAGAGGGAAGCCAACAAAAAGAUAGAGAAGCAGCUCCAAAAAGACAAACAGAUAUACCGGGCGACUCACCGGCUACUACUAUUAGGGGCCGGUGAAUCCGGGAAAAGCACGAUAGUCAAACAGAUGCGAAUACUGCAUGUCAAUGGCUUCAAUGCAGAGGAGAAAAAACAGAAAAUUCAUGACAUUAAAAACAACAUUAAAGAAGCUAUAGAGACGAUCGUGGCCGCCAUGAAUACGCUCACACCGCCAUGCCAGUUAGCCUGUCCUGCAAACAAAAGCCAAAUCGAAUAUGUCACGAACCAAGCAAACCAGAAGGAUUUUGAGUUUCCUACAGAGUUUUACGACCAUACAAAGAUCCUCUGGCAGGACGAGGGUGUGCGGGCCUGCUGGGAAAGGUCCAACGAAUAUCAGCUCAUCGACUGUGCACAGUACUUCUUAGACAGGAUCGAUGUGGUCCGGCAGACUGACUACACACCCACUGAUCAGGACCUGUUGAGAUGCAGAGUACUGACAUCUGGGAUCUUUGAGACGAGAUUUCAAAUAGACAAAGUCAAUUUCCAUAUGUUUGAUGUUGGAGGUCAGAGGGAUGAACGUAGAAAAUGGAUCCAGUGUUUUAACGAUGUGACAGCUAUCAUCUUUGUGGUGGCGAGUAGCAGCUACAACAUGGUGAUCAGAGAAGACAAUCAGACCAACAGACUACAGGAAGCCCUCAACCUUUUCAAGAACAUCUGGAACAACAGGUGGCUACGGACCAUCUCGGUAAUCCUCUUCCUUAACAAACAGGACCUGCUCGCUGAGAAGGUUUUGGCAGGGAAGUCUAAAAUAGAAGAGUAUUUCCCGGAGUUUGCACGCUACACUACACCUGAUGAUGCAAUACCAGAGCUAGGUGAGGAUCCUCGCGUCACAAGGGCAAAGUACUUUAUCCGGGACGAGUUUCUGAGGAUCAGCACAGCCAGCGGGGACGGCCGGCAUUACUGUUACCCCCACUUCACCUGUGCGGUCGACACAGAAAACAUCCGCCGCGUCUUCAAUGACUGUCGCGACAUCAUACAGAGGAUGCACCUACGGCAGUACGAGCUCUUGUGAUGGGGAAGCGCCGCCCGGUCGACUUAUUUACCUACCGUCCUACCUAUCUUCCCCCAAAACCCCCCACCCACCACCAACACGACCAGUUAGCCAAUCACCCCCCUCCCCACCUCCCCCCUCCCCUUCCACCAACUUCACCAAACGACUGAGCGAACAAGCGAGCGACUGACCGCCUGCCCUCCCCUCCCCUCCACCCCGAUACAACUCCUCCUGCUAACACAGUUUCAGAAAAACCCAGCCGUGGAAAGAUGUUUUGUUUUUAUGGAUUCACCAACAAAAGUUUCAUCGACUAUUAUUCAGGACUGAUUCCUGUACUCAGCCACACUUCGACCCAUGAAAGAGGGUCGAGACUGGAAUCUUUGUGCAGGCUAUUCUUCCUUUUAGCUCUCUCUCAGAUUUAUGAACACACACUCGCAGGUACACACAAAUACACACACACAAAAUGACAGCAUUAGACAUUCAGAGGCCCUUAAAUAGGUCUCAUAUCGCACACACACACACACACACACA
Molecule: messenger RNA, 3196 nt
Organism: Paralichthys olivaceus (Japanese flounder)
Lineage: Eukaryota; Metazoa; Chordata; Actinopteri; Pleuronectiformes; Paralichthyidae
Product: guanine nucleotide-binding protein G(s) subunit alpha-like
Biological process (GO): adenylate cyclase-activating dopamine receptor signaling pathway; sensory perception of chemical stimulus
Cellular component (GO): heterotrimeric G-protein complex
Molecular function (GO): beta-2 adrenergic receptor binding; GTP binding; ionotropic glutamate receptor binding
Source: RefSeq, a predicted model, not a curated record